Messenger RNA from Strongylocentrotus purpuratus (purple sea urchin), 783 nucleotides. RefSeq names its product fibropellin-3-like. Bases 1 to 783 code for a protein of 260 amino acids. Gene Ontology annotation, biological process: establishment or maintenance of epithelial cell apical/basal polarity; heterophilic cell-cell adhesion. The record is from RefSeq and is a predicted model, not a curated record. Gene Ontology annotation, cellular component: protein-containing complex; plasma membrane. Gene Ontology annotation, molecular function: calcium ion binding. The transcript has 7 exons. NCBI's taxonomy places the organism in Eukaryota, Metazoa, Echinodermata, Echinoidea, Camarodonta, Strongylocentrotidae.
AUGCCGAGCAAGAUGAACUUUACUUUUGGUUGUGUAAUUCUGUUUUUGCUGGCAUUACUCGCCGUGGCACAAGAUAUCAACGAGUGUAGUUCUAACCCGUGUCUACAAGGCUCUUGCAUCGAUCAGAUUAACGGCUUUACGUGCUUUUGCAGCGAUGGAUUCAUGGGCACAAAUUGUGAAUUAAAUAUCAACGAGUGUAGUUCUAGCCCGUGUCUACAAGGCUCUUGCAUCGAUCAGAUUAACGGCUUUACGUGCAAUUGCAGUGAUGGAUUCAUGGGCACAAGAUGCGAAUUAAAUAUCAACGAGUGUAGUUCUAGCCCGUGUCUACAAGGCUCUUGCAUCGAUCGGAUUAACGGCUUUACGUGUUUUUGCAGAGAUGGAUUCAUGGGCACAAGAUGUGAAAUAGAUAUCAACGGGUGUAUUUCUGAACCAUGUCAAUAUGGAGGCUUGUGUUUGGAUUUGAAUAACUCCUAUACGUGCAGUUGCGAAGAUGGAUUCACGGGCACAAACUGUGAAACAAAUAUCAACGAGUGUAGUUCUAGCCCGUGUCUACAAGGCUCUUGCAUCGAUCGAAUUAACGGCUUUACGUGCUUUUGCAGCGAUGGAUUCAUGGGCAUAAGAUGUGAAUUAAAUAUCAACGAGUGCAUUUCUGAACCGUGUCAAUAUGGAGGCUUGUGUUUGGAUCUGGAUAACGCCUAUACGUGCAAUUGCAACGAUGGAUUCACGGGCAAAAACUGUGGAACAAGUAGGAUCAUGCAUUUUCAUUUUAAUCAAGUUUUGUAA